AUGAACAGGAUCUCUGACGCAUGGUCUCGCGUCCAGGAAGCAUUCACUCCGCUGGACAGGGUGGAUCCCGACAGCGCCGAGUCUACUGCACCACUUCUGCCGGAACGACCUGAAACGCCAUAUCAAAUGGGUACCCCCGGAGAUACAUGUAAACCCACUCUGGUCACCCGUAGGCAACAAAGCCCUUCCUCGCCGCCACUACCAGACUUGAAUCUUCGCCUGACCUUUGAGCCAGGAGAGCGAUAUUCAGGCUUCUACCGCCUAAAGUUCCGGUACGAUUGUAGUCCUGGGAAGCCCGGGUAUAGGGAGGGGGAGAUGACCGUUUGGCGCGGACGCGGACAUCAUCCACUGGACGCAUUCUGCGACUGGGCAAAGCAAAACAGGUUCUUACCUGGACGGGUGAAAAAUCUGUAUCUGGAGGAUGUCCCCACGACUCCCUGGGCCACCAUACCAGACAGCGUUCGGGAAACGUUCCGACAUGUCCGCCAGCUGUAUCUCGACAAUCUUUCGAUAUGGGGUUUCCUGCCAUACCUUUGUAAGGAGGACGAGAACGGAGGCUAUUCCAUGCCCUAUUUGAAUUUCCUGGAAAUCCGAGGAGUGAAUUUCCUCGUGCACCAAGACAAGGACGAGCUGCUGGUUAUGCUGCGCAUGCUCAUGACGUGCUCUCGAAAAUUCACAAACAUACACCUGAGCUUCAAGGAAUGCUAUGGCUUGGAUACAGGGUUUGAAUCCAAGCUGAAGUUCGGUACCCCAGUGGUGUGGCUACAUUGCCAUAUGAAAGAGCGUCCCAAGGGGCCCUCGAUACUCGUCGACGGGUACGGAAGAGCGUCAGAUGAGAAAUACCACUCUCGCUGGCAUCCAAAGUGGUCAUAUUUUGCGAGCUGGCUUGGUGCAACGUACCCGCACGACAGCCAAUCACCCAACGGCAUCAAGGAAGGUUCGCCAGGGGAGAUUCGCGCCAACUGUGUUGGGAAGGAUGUGAUUUGGGAAGAUAGGACUGCCGUCUCGGGGAAAACUUACAUGCACCUACAAUUUGGUGGUACAAGGGCUAGCUUCGAGUAUAUGGGCGCAAAGGAUGGGCCCGUUCCUCUCAGAGCACUCUCGGGUAACAUCAUGGACACCUCACUUACGCACGAAGGAGGCGUUGUCGACAUAAGAUACUGCAGUACCAGCCCAAUCUGCGCGCCUUCCACCAAACCGCCGUCGCCAGCGACCGAGGGGUUCAUAAUCAUCCACGGUGACUGGGAUCCCCCCAGGGUCGAAGCCCGCGUGCCCGAAACAUUCGCGGGCGAAACCUACGACAUCUUCGCGUCAAAGAAGCUGAACGGAGUGAACCUCACUGGCUUCAAAGUGCUGGUGCUGGACGACCGCGCGACCUGGGGGAGCGUGCCGCGCUUAUGCGCCGAUGAGGUCUAUCAGAUGCAUCGGCUUAUGCCCGAUCUGGUGACGCUUAUAUUGGAAGAUGUCAGCUUUGAGGGAGACGAGGGAGACUUCGAGGCCAAGCUGAGAGUCCUGGGCGAACUGCAACAACGAUCCGGACCGCGAGGGAACCUGAGCGAGGUCCAGUUGGUCGGGCACCGUGGCGUGCUCACUGGAGAGAAAAAGAAGAGGUCACGGGAUGCUUUGAAAUGCGUCAGACUCACGAUCGAGCCGGAUAUUCCCGACCGUAGGAAAGGCAGUCUCUUGAUUCAAUAG
Molecule: messenger RNA, 1695 nt
Organism: Gloeophyllum trabeum ATCC 11539
Lineage: Eukaryota; Fungi; Basidiomycota; Agaricomycetes; Gloeophyllales; Gloeophyllaceae
Exons: 5
Coding region: 1-1695 (564 amino acids)
Source: RefSeq, a predicted model, not a curated record